Homalodisca vitripennis (glassy-winged sharpshooter) is the source of this 5889-nucleotide messenger RNA. RefSeq names its product nucleolysin TIAR-like. The transcript has 11 exons. Gene Ontology annotation, molecular function: RNA binding. The record is from RefSeq and is a predicted model, not a curated record. The coding region runs from base 716 to 1837 and encodes 373 amino acids. Lineage: Eukaryota; Metazoa; Arthropoda; Insecta; Hemiptera; Cicadellidae.
AUACAAGCAACAACCCCGUAGUGUCGUAGCGCGGAGUGCUCGCGGACAGAACCACGUGAGUGCGCGAGUGUGCGUGCGCGAGUGUUGUGAUACUCUCGACCGUCUACAGAUCUACAUGUGAUUAUCAUUUAAAAUUGGAUAUUUUAGGGGUUUCAUCAAAGGAAUGUUCUCUGACCUCUUCCCGUAUUUAGAUUCCCUUAUUCUUUAUUACUUUUCACUCGGAUAGUUUCACCACUCUCUGUUUGUCUUCCUGACUCGUCGCACCAAAAUUGUAGAGAUAAAUAGGGCAAAUCACUUUACAGGUCGUAUUUCUUCCCUUAGAUCUAAUUUUCCGCUUUUCUCGGGUAAAGGGGAGGGGAAUCCCAGGAGGUAAGCCGGUAGCCAUCGACGAGUGAGUGGACCAUCUCCAGAGUCGCCAUCGGGCCAGGAAGCCAAGGAUUUCGCCGACCUUGUCCGUCGACUCGUCAAGAUUUCCCGUCAGGAAAGUGCCAGUGGGGAGGUUGUGGUGGGCUACAGCCUGGUGGGCGUCUAUCCGUGCGCAUUGUGGAAGCCCCAAACCUGCGGCUGUCCCUCUUCGACCUCUGAGUCCGGAGGUGCGAUCCGAACGACCAGACUGGCGUCCUCAGUGAGGCCCACGCCGUACCCACAGCCCGAGCCCUGCCGUUGUAGGGCUCUCCCGGCUGAGGAACCCACAUGCGAGCCCGCCACUACCCCCAUGCUGUUCGUCCCGUUCUCCUACGCUCCCCAUCUCGCGCUCACAAACACCAGUGUCAGCCCAUCCGGCACCAACACUCCACUUAUUAAGGCUGUUGCUGUGACAGAACCUGUCAACGGCAGUGUGGACAUGAAAGUGAAUUGGGUGACAUCACCAGGCUUGCAACCCAAACAGGAUACUAGCAAACACUACCACAUAUUCGUCGGGGAUCUAAGUCCGGAAAUUGAAACGCAAACCUUAAGAGAAGCCUUCGCACCGUUUGGAGAAAUUUCGGAUUGCAGAGUUGUCAGAGAUCCGCAGACACUAAAGUCUAAAGGAUAUGGAUUCGUUUCGUUUGUUAAAAAAGCGGAGGCGGAAAGCGCCAUCACAGCGAUGAACGGCCAGUGGCUCGGCAGCCGGAGUAUCCGCACCAACUGGGCCACUAGGAAACCGCCCGCCCCCAAGAGCGACUUGAACUCGAAGCCACUGACGUUCGACGAGGUUUACAACCAAUCCAGCCCCACCAACUGCACAGUGUACUGCGGGGGGCUGACCAAUGGUCUCACGGAGGACCUCAUGCAGAAGACUUUCUCGCCCUUCGGAACUAUCCAGGAGAUCAGAGUCUUCAAGGAUAAGGGCUAUGCUUUUGUUAGAUUCUCCACCAAGGAGUCGGCGACCCACGCGAUCGUGGCGGUCCAUAAUACAGACAUCAACGGCCAACCGGUGAAGUGCUCGUGGGGCAAGGAGUCCGGAGACCCAAACAAUGCACAGGCUGCGGGCCAGCCGCUGACGGGAGCUCAGUUCCCCUACACGUACGGACAGCAGCUGGGCUACUGGUAUCCCCAGAGCUACCCUACCACGGCCGCCGCUGCCGCGCAGAUGCAAGGCCAGUUCCUGCAAGGCAUGCAAGGCUACACAUAUGGCCAGUUUGGCUAUCAGCAGGGAUAUAUGGGGCGGAUGGGGAUGCAACUACCGGGGGCCUGGCCGGCGCAACCCCAACUGCCGAGUACUCAGCUCGCGUCUGCUGUGGCGGCGCAGGGGGCGGCACUUCAGCAGCCCACCCCCGGCAUGAUGGCAUACCCCGCCAUGCAGCAGUUCCAGCUGACGGAAGACGAGUGGCUCGCCCCCAGCCUUCUGGUCUGAUGGUAGCCUGCAGCCUCCCUCGCACCAUGAUCAUAUCAAUACAAUCCAAUCACUCUGUGACACUUACUCUCAACACAAACUUUUACAAAUUCGAAAGUCUUUCAAGGCCCUGUCAAUGUGCUUAGUAAUUCGGAAUUAUUUCAUGACAAACUCCCCGCCAUUCUUUCACCGGGCGAGUUGCACCUUUAAGACGAUGCUGGCGUUUUUAUUUUUGCGUUAAUUUGCGUUAGAGAUUGUUUUUUAUUUAACGAAAAAUGAUAAAACACUGUCUGGUAAUAGAAGUUGUCCUAGGGUGAAUUGAAUAAAAUUAAAAAUAAAUCUGAUGAUUUGUAGCAAAACACUAAAACAUACAUAGUUAGAAAUAAAUCCUGAUCUUUCAUAUUUAAUCAUUUAGAAAGAUUUUACUUAUACUUUGUGAGUUGAGUAGCCUACUUACUAUUAGAGGAAUAAGUUGAUAAAAUAUAUUAAACAUCCCGUUAUAGAAAUGUUAUGAAAAAGGCUUUGACUUUACUUACUUUCAUAGCUAUGUUUGAUUUCGUGAACCUUAAAUUUUAAAUAACAAAUAAUUGAGUGUGACAUUAUGGACAUUUGACACCCAGCAGUGGAAAAAAAUAUUGUUAUGUAUAUUGUUUUUUAAUAAUUCUUUUUUGCCAAACUAUCACUGAACUUAUUUAAUAGCUGACCCUUUUACAGUCCUUCAUAUUAUGUUCUGUUCGGUUUAAUAAAAUGAGAUAAAGUUCACUUAAUGGAGUCAUACGUGUUUUAGAAUUUUAAAGGUGCAACUGACCCUAAAGAAUGAGAGGAGUUCCCGGGCCAGUCUGUGGACUGGGGCUUACUUUCUUUAUUGUUUCUUGGUGUAAAGACCCUGAUGAUGGGGACGGGGUAAAUGUGCGCCGACACGACUCCAGCGCCGGGACGCCAGACGCCUCAGCCCUUCACUGUCUGGACCGGGUAGCGCCGAGAUCUCCGCAUCACUCCACACUAACUUUAAGUUCAUUUUAGAAGGGAGUCUGAAAACAGUAACCUAAAACGAACCGACCCUUUCAUAAGUAUUUAUGUACAAAAGUAAUGAUAAGAAAGUGGCAUCUGUGUACUGCACAAGAAUUCACCCAAUCACACGAUGUACAUUGUAGCACUUUAGGGCGACAGUGAUGUACCCUUAGACACCGGUGAUAAGAACUUUAGACCUGUAGUGAGCAGAUGUACGUAGACUAGAUAUAUGUAGUGUUAAUAUAUAUGAGAAGAUAUACUAUAUAGGGAAUGAUAUACUCAGAUGUAGUGUCAGUUCACACGGGGCCCCGACCCGACCCAGUCAAUAUUUAGUUCUCUAGAAGCUUUAACGGAUCGGUUCUCGGAGUUCUCGGAGCGUUCUUCCACCGCGGUCCGGGGCCCCGAAUUCCGGUUUUAGUUCACCGAGUACUGUAAACUUGCAGGCAAUCAUUGUACACGCUGAACAAACGUUACGUGGUCAAUUUUUCAAUUAUUUUGUAAAUAAAACUCAAGUCCUAGUAACCGUAAUCAGACAAACCGAACUAAAAACACGCACUCGAUGACGUGAGGUGGAGGUUGUUUGUACAUAGCGUGGUAGAGUUUAGCCCGACACACAACUGUAGGGGUGUCUCGCUAGAUUACGAGUACAGUAACAAUGGUGACAAGUGGUAUUUUUGGUUAAUAACGUUAGGAUCACAAAUUAUAAUUGUAUAAAGAGGGAAUGUUUGCAUUACAACAUUUUAUAUAAGCGAGUACAUAAUAGUGUAUAUAGUGUUUAUUUACCACACACAGUGAUCUGUUAGGUUAGGUACGGAUUGGUCCUAAGGCCGGAUGGGAUGGAAAACACGCGUCGUCUGACUGGUCCUGCCUCCGAGGAGUCGAUGAAACCAAUACUCGCUUUCGCUCUAUGUGACAAUUAAAGAUAUUAAUAUCCAGUAAUUUUGCAUUAGUAAGUAUUAGUACUAACACGUUUCGUUAAUAUAAGGUUUAUAAAAAGUUAGGUAAUUUUUGUUUAAACUUUUUCCAAUUCUAAAGUUGCCUCAGGCCAAACUUAAUUUCUUUUACAAAUUUCCUACUUACGAUUCUUUCUUCUGAUAAAAUAAUAAAUUAUAAUGACGUGUUUUCCGCAUUUACUUUAUAUAUUAAAGUCCGACAAUGAUUCAAAUCCAGUUAUGAAAACUGGAAUAAAAUUAAAGAUUAAUAACUCAAAGUUAAUCAGUUUGAUUCUGUUUAUCUAAAUAUUUAGAUUUUGUGGUCACUUAUUUUCACUCUUUACACACUAAAGUUGUAACACUUUUUUAACCAAAACCCUUAAGAUGAAAACCGCCCUACGUUAAAAUAGGUAGUAUUGAGGAAAAUAGCCUAUGUGAAGUAAGAUAGCCUUCAAAUCGUAUAAAGAUUGUUUUAAUGUAGGCCACGUGACUAUUGAACUUUCUGUGCCAAUGAAGCAGAUUUGAUGUGUUCCAAAUUUAUUGAAAACCAUGCAAAAAUUUCAAGUGAGCAAUUUACCAGAUUAGUCUACAGAUUAUCAUCUGCUGCUCGAGAUGGGAUUGUUGCAGCUUAUGUUAAACUAAAAAAAUGUUGCUAUAAAAUCUGUAACUUGAAGAUACAUCCCAUCUCUAACAGCGUGUUUAAAAAUUUCCCACAGUUAAAAAGUAUGGGAAAACAUCGUUGUACAGAACCAUCCAUGGAACACAUUGUUAAUUUGUUUAAUGUUUUGGAGGUAUUUAUUGUUUUUUUUUUUUUUCUUGGUAAAAUCUCAUGGGUUUUGUGGUAAUAUCAAUCCUUGAGGCAGACCAGUCUGAGGCGUGAUCUCUUCCGUGGGUCAAGGUUGAAGAGCACGUGCUAGUAUUAAGGGUUUAUUAUAUAAUGUUAGACCGGUACAAAACCCUAACCGAGGAGUGUACUUUUAUAUAGCGACCUAGUACCGCAUUUUGAUACAACUAAGUAAAGGGAACGCCGUACGGGACAUGAAGCCAGCAUUUUUUAUAGAUGGGUUAUCGCACCUAGAAUCCCUGCGCACAGAACCCCACCCCGUAGCGCCGAGUACAGCACAGUCUGUAUCGCCCACCCCCGACCUUCAAUGUUCAUGUUGCGUUUGGACAAGGUACUACAUGUUUUAUAAAUAUGCAUCUAUUCGGUACGUUUGUUCUUGUUUGUUCCGAGAACGUAAAUUAUUUGAGGUGUAGUUAAUUGUAAGGAUGUACAUGACGAGAUAAUGUUAUUAUGUCAUAUGUUCGUUGUUCUACCAGUAUUAUGUGACGUUACAACGAAAUUGUGUUGUUCCUUUUGUAAAGCGAUGUCGUCUAUGGUUUCGUUAGCUCCUAACUCGUGUGCGGCCAGAUGUAUCGUUCACACAACGAUCGCAAACUGUCAAAUUUUCUGGGGGGGUCAAUCUCAAGUGAGAACAACAUAGUUGUCGAUUUAGAUUUAAGCCUUUCAGCUCCUCGAAGAGUCUUCUGCUCUUACCACAGAUUUUGAGAGGCUCUCGUAUUCUGUAAUUCUGCUUCUGACGGGAGCCUCGAUUCGGUUCUCAAAAACUCUAUUGUAAUGGAUUGUUGGUACCGUAUUGGUUUUUGAACUUGUAAGUAAUUUGUUAUGUAGAUUAAUUUAUACUACACUGUUUAGUACUUAUCUACUUUUGUAUGUAUACAACAACGAAGAAUAGUUAGACACUGUAAAUUAUCGUUUGACGAGAUGUAUUAGUCUUAUUUUAGAUAUAAUCAAAUCGGCUGUGACUCGAUUAAUGUUUGUUACUAUCAUAGAGUAUUGAAACGACUAGUUUUUGUCUUUCCUACUUGGAAAUUAUACUCGUGUACUUAUGUACUGUCUUUUAGAAAUAGUCUAGCGCUACGUCUAGUCUUGAAAAGAGCGAUUAAGGCUUAAAGCUAAAUUAAAUCUUAUAACAAAACAUAUUACGAAAACACUUUGUGAGGAUAUAAAAAAAUAUUUGCCAGGGAGCCAAAGGUGAUUGAAAGAAAAGAUAAUAUCUAUACAUCCUGGAAACACUGAACGUGCGUUCAGAGAUAACAGAAAGAAAUAAAACGAAUGUGUAUAUAUUA